Messenger RNA from Protopterus annectens (West African lungfish), 4897 nucleotides. RefSeq names its product R3H domain containing 1 (gene R3HDM1). The coding region runs from base 515 to 3877 and encodes 1120 amino acids. The record is from RefSeq and is a predicted model, not a curated record. Gene Ontology annotation, molecular function: nucleic acid binding. Lineage: Eukaryota; Metazoa; Chordata; Ceratodontiformes; Protopteridae. The transcript has 28 exons.
AAGUUUCUGUCCGGCUGAGGUUUGGUUGGUUCGUGGUUUCUUUCUCAUCUGCCUCCUUCCCUGCUUUCCUUUUACAUUUGGUAGUCAGAGUACGAAAAAAAACAUUAUCAGGAUUAACCAUAAUUUUAUUUAUCUGGUUUUCUUCAGCAUCUUCAAUUGACUUGUUGGAAACUAAGCAUCUGCUCACUUUUGAUGAAACUGCAGUAUGAUGAACUAGAACACACGACUGUGCUAAACCUUUCUUGGUGUUGCAUUCUCAGCUAUUUAGGUCUCUGAAAGGAAUGUGUCACUUGUCCUGGAUCAACACGGUUCUUUCCAGGACUUUGCACUGGUAACAGAGACAUGGGACGGCACCUUCCAUCACCCACUCAGUUUAUUACAACUGACAUCCUGGUUGACAGCUGUGAAAAGGAGCCUUGGAUUUUAUUUACUAGUGGGGAACCACAGAAUACUUUUAGAAGAUACCAGGAUCCACUCAUCUAGUAGAAUUUUAAAGUAACAUUCUCUGUUGAGGAUGUCCGAUACUGUCUCUGUAAGAAGAGAUGCAGAUGCGAUGAAAGGAUCAGAAACUGAAACAAAAGAAUGUACCCAACUUGAAAAUUUGUUGAAACUGGAAAGCUUUGCAAAUGUUGAGAAUGAGAGGGAAGACGGUUGUGCAGAUAAUAAAAACUUGUUGCAGCGACCAGUGCAGGCACUAGGACAGACAGGAAAAAGGUCAAAGUCUAAUGGAAAGUUAAGACUAGUUCGGGGCCUCGCUGUAUGUGAAGAGUCUUCUCCACCCCCAACAGGAGAAAUACUGCAGGACAAUCAGGACAUAAAUGAAAUCCAUCUUUCUCAAUCAUUUGAAAGGGAAGAGAAGCCCACAAAAGAUGAAGAAGAAAAAGGUACAGACCGGCAGGACCGAAUGCCAAAGAAGAUGCUUUCAAGAGAUUCCAGUCAAGAGUAUACAGAUUCAACUGGUAUUGAUCUGCAUGAAUUUUUAGUAAAUACAUUAAAAAAUAACCCCAGGGACAGGAUGACAUUGCUGAAGCUGGAGCAGGAGAUUCUGGAUUUUAUUGGUAAUAAUGAAAUGCAACGCAAAAAAUUUCCUCCAAUGUCGUCAUACCACCGAAUGCUGUUACACAGAGUUGCUGCUUACUUUGGUUUGGAUCACAAUGUUGACCAGAGUGGAAAGUCUGUUGUAGUAAAUAAAACCACAAAUACACGAAUACCGGAAGAAAAAUUCAAUGAACAUUUAAAGGAUGAUAAGACAGAUGACUUACAGAAACGGUACAUUCUUAAACGAGACAACUUAAGCCUCGAUAAAGGUGAUAACCAGAUGCGAAUACGAUUAAAGGAUGACAGGAGAAGCAAGUCCAUAGAGGAGCGGGAAGAAGAAUAUCAGAGAGUUAGAGACCGGAUAUUUGCUCAAGAUUCUCUCUGUUCCCAAGAUGGUUACAUCACAGAUAAAAGAAUCCAGGAGGAGGAAAUUAAUGGUACACAGCAAAGACGGCAGAUAUUUAGACUUAAUAAAGAUACAUCAGGAAGAUCAGCUGGUAGCAGACAAAGUAGUACCGAGAAUGAACUGAAGUAUUCAGAACCUCGUCCCUGGAGUAGUACAGAUUCUGACAGCUCUAACCGUAAUUUGAAACCAGCAAUGACCAAAGCCAGUAGCUUCAGUGGGAUAUCAGUCCUGACAAGAGGGGAUAGUUCUGGGAGCAGCAAAAGUACAGGCAGAUUAUCAAAGACAGGUUCAGAGUCUUCUAGUAGUGUAGGGUCAUCUACAGGUUCCCUUUCUCGUAUCCAGCAGCCUCUUCCACUUGCUACUAUAAACCAGCCUGCUCACAGUGCGCCUGCCAUCUAUCCGACUGUCAGCAAUAGUAGUUCUCUUUCAUCCUUUGAUGGUGGUCAAAAUGGGCAAGUGGCACCUGCUAAUGCUAGCUUCUUUUUGCUUCCCUUGGAAGCGACAGGGAUACCACCUGGCAGUAUUCUGGUCAACCCACAAACAGGUCGGCCAUUUUUAAAUCCAGAUGGUACUGCAGUUGUAUAUAAUCCACCAGUUGGUCAGCAUUCUGGAAGAACCCCUGUGACUGGACAUGUCCCUCAGCCCCCACCACUCCCACCUCCCCCACCAACUGUAUCGCAACAGCAGCAUUCAAAUCACAUACUGACACAGUCUGUUCGUCCUCUGCAACCUUCUUCACAGCCUGUUCAGUACUCUGCAGUCUCUUAUCCGCCUUCGCUUCUGCCAGUUUCACCUUCCCAACAGUAUACAGUGCAAGAUAACCUUGGGAGCCAGUUUGGCCAAAUGACCAUUGCCCGACAGCCAUCUGCUGAAGCUUCUGAUCCGCACCCAGCCAUCUUCCAUUCACCUGUAGUUCUUCAGCCUCCUCAACCACCAGGGUAUAUUUUGGCAGCUCCAGGACAAACAGGAUUUACUGCUCCUCCUCCUCCUCCUCCUGUCAGCCAACAGGUACUGCAGCAACAAGGGUAUUUGCAACAGCCCGUUCAGCAGAUGUCAGCCUGCUUCUGUGCUCCAGCCCAGUAUUCUUCAUCAAAUCAUCAGUAUCGGGCAGUUUCAUCAGUUCAUUAUGGUGCUCAGCAAAACCAGCCUCUUUCACAGCCUACUCAAACAGGUUAUCAGGCAGUAAUGACUGGUCAACAGCAAAACUUUCAGGGACUGAUAGUUCAGCAACCUCAGAAUCCAAAUUUAGUCAGCAGUCAGAAUAGCAGCUUGGGUAGUCAAAUGCAAGGCAUGAUGAUUCAGUAUCCUCCAGUGCCAUCUUAUCAGGUUUCAGUGCCUCAGGGAUCACAGGGAAUACCCCAACAGACUUAUCAGCAGCCAGUCAUUAUACCUAAUCAGUCAAACCAAGGUCCUCUACCAUCAGCAGGGAUGCCACUGUUUUACAAUGUUAUUCCACCAAGUCAACAAAAUGCUCUAAGUUCUUCAGUAGGGUUUUUGCAGCCACCAGGAUCUGAGCAUUUGCAGUUUCCACGAACGUCAUCACCAUGCAGCUCGCAGCAGCUUCAAGGACAACAGUGUGCAGCUGUAGCACCACCUGGCGGAACAAUGUUAAUGAUGCAGCUUGGUGUACCCAACAAUCCACAGCCACGACCUCACUCACCACCACAGUGGAAGCAGAACAAAUACUACAAUGAUCACCACAGAGGGCAGAAACCUUCAGAGGGAAGCAAUUUAGAGAACACUUCACAGAAUAGUCCACAGUUAGGUAGUCCUGCAACCUCCCCUGCACAGUCUCCAGCCCCAGGUCAGUUAAACAUGAAAAAUAUACACCCUGGCUUGACACUUCUCCCAGUUGUUCCACAGUUUCAUAGAGCUCCAUGCACUGGACAAGGAGAUGUCCGUUUCCCAUUGCUUGGUCAGCCAUUGCAGUACAAUCAUCCAGUUCCAGCACCUUUACUCCAUGGGUCACAGUGUCAUCAACAAGGAAGCAGGCAUGGAGGCAGAGGAAAAAAACAAACUAAGAAAGCAGCUUCAACAGAUCUAGGAGCUGGUGAACCCACAGGUGGAAGAUUGUUGGAGAUUACGGACUUGCCAGAGGGUAUAAAUCGCUUAGAUGCUGAAAAACUUUUAUCAGAACUGCAUAAAUUUGGUGCCAAAAUACGAUGGCUUCGAGACCCUCCAUCUCAACAGCAGCAACAUCACCAUAAUCCCCAUCACCAUCACUGUGGCAGUGGAGAUAGUAAUACAAACACUGAACACUCCAAAACAUCCAGUGACUUGGCCUCCACAUACACAAUUUUAGCCAUGUUUCCUUCAAAUGCAGUUGCACAGAAUGCAAUCAGGAAACAAAAUAACUCCAUGAACAAGUUUAGACUUAGAACAAGCAGGAAGCACUACGAUUUACAUUUUCUGGAAAGAGCUAGUUCUCAGUAGCAGCCACAGCAACAUUUGGAAAUGAGUCUUUUAUCACUUGAAUUUCUUUCAGCUUCCAUCCUUGACUGACUUGUUAUAAAUGGAAUUCUUUUGGCACAUUGAAAGAUUACCUGGGAUGGUGUUUCCUGUGAUGUACAACAAAGGGAAUAAACAAGAAGCUGUAAUCCUGCAAGAAAGAAGACCUGUAAUCAGAAUUUUAUAUAAGAAUUGGAUCAGAGCAAUGGUUUUCUGUGAAAAAUGCUUAUUUGAGCCCCUCUUUUUAUUUUUAUAGUGGUGUCGUUUUAUAAUACUGAACAUUUAAGUCAUCUCCAAAGUUCAGUUAUAAGCAGAGAAUUUUCUUAUUCGGUACCUUAUACAGCUGUGUAAUUUCACUCAUUUCUCUCCUCAAACUGUUUAUCCAGCCAUUAAACACCGUGAUAAAUUUGAAGUAAGAAAAUGUGGUUCUGGAAUUACACUGUUUGACCAAUAAGAGUAAAACUUUUUUUUAUUUAUAGUAUUCCUUUUCCUUUGAACUUAAUGUCAUCAUGGACAGUUUCUGCACUAUCUAAUGAUUUCUGAGAUGCCAUGUUUUUAAUGAGUGCAUUACAGUAAUGUAAAAUUAAAUUGUAAAGAAACUAUAAUAUACAUUUCAGUAAAUAUGCUAUUUUUCAGAUUUUAAACUUUUAUAACAUUAAAAAGAUGGAGGAAAAGGAAUUGUUUAUUCAUAAAAGAAAGGUUUACCAGAUACCUGCACUGAAACUGUAUUCCAAAAGCCAAAAUUACAUUUCAUUUCAUGCAAAUGUCUAUUUUUCAUAACUUUUCUAAAGUAGUUUCCUUUCAAGAUCUUGCAGAAGGCAUCCAUUCAUAGAGAACUGAUACCCUUUCAGUUGUAUCAUUUACAAAAGGCCAUUGGACAUCAACUAAAACACUUAUUUAAGCCCACUUUUUCAUUAUUUUGUGAGUCUGCAAGGCUGUACAAUGUAUGCUGAUGCAAGUCUUUUUUUUUCAGUUCAGAAAAAAAUAAAUGUUUACAAAUAUGAA